CCUCUGACCGCCGCCGCCUCCUUACCUCGACCAUCCCUCUCCUCAGUCCCAACUUGACACAUUCGCCACCUUUGACGAUUCCCAGCUUCCCUUAUCUCUUCGCACUCGCACCUCGCCCGUACCCGCACCCCGCUUCUCCGCACUCACCAUGCCUCCCAAGUCAGACUGGGAGAAGUACAAGAAGCCCGACGAGGACUCAAAGGACGACGACAAGAUCGUCGCUCUAGACGAGAAUGACAUUCAGAUCCUCAAGACCUAUGGUCAAGGACCCUAUGCUGGCUCUCUCAAGAAGAUCGAAUCGGAGAUCAAGGAUGUUCAGACGAGGAUUAAUGAGAAGAUGGGGAUCAAGGAGAGCGACACGGGGUUAGCAGCUAGGAACUUGUGGGAUCUAGCAGCGGACAAGAUGAGGAUGAGUGAAGAGAAAGUGUUGCAGGUAGCUCGGUGUACCAAAAUCAUCAAGGUCGAAGAUGAGCAGGCGGCAAGGGCUGCUGCUGCUGGUGGUAGUGGUGGCAGCGGAGGAGGUGCUGGUGGGGCAGGUGGAGUCGCUGGUGCACUAGGUGCUGGAGGCGCAAGAGAGAACCCAUUCAGGGGAGCAGACGAACGGCCAAGUGCAGACGAGGAGGACAAGUAUGUCAUCAACAUCAAGCAGAUUGCCAAGUUCGUAGUGGGAUUGGGCGAGAAGGUAGCCCCUACUGAUAUUGAGGAAGGCAUGAGGGUCGGCGUCGACCGCAAUCGUUACCAAAUUCAGAUUCCUCUGCCGCCCAAGAUCGACCCUUCGGUGACAAUGAUGCAAGUCGAAGAGAAGCCGGACGUGACAUACGGAGACGUGGGAGGAUGCAAGGAGCAAAUCGAGAAGCUCAGAGAAGUCGUCGAGACACCGCUUCUGAAUCCCGAGAAGUUCGUCAACCUCGGUAUCGAUCCACCCAAGGGUGUGCUGCUCUUCGGCCCUCCAGGUACAGGAAAGACACUAUGCGCCAGAGCAGUCGCAAACAGGACAGACGCCACUUUCAUCCGAGUCAUUGGAUCAGAGCUGGUCCAGAAGUACGUCGGAGAGGGAGCUCGUAUGGUGCGAGAGCUCUUUGAAAUGGCACGAACAAAGAAGGCGUGCAUCAUCUUCUUCGACGAAGUGGAUGCCAUUGGUGGUGCUCGAUUCGACGAUGGUGCAGGAGGUGACAAUGAGGUGCAAAGGACGAUGUUAGAGCUGAUCAACCAGCUGGACGGUUUCGACCCUAGAGGUAACAUCAAGGUUCUGAUGGCAACCAACAGGCCCGACACACUAGACCCCGCCCUCCUUCGUCCAGGCCGUCUUGAUCGUCGAGUGGAAUUCGGCUUGCCAGACAACGACGGUCGCGCCCAUAUCCUGCGCAUUCACGCGCGAUCAAUGUCGGUAGAGCGCGACAUUCGCUUCGACCUAGUAGCUCGUCUCUGCCCUAAUGCAACAGGAGCCGAAUUGAGGAGUGUGGCUACAGAAGCCGGGAUGUUUGCUAUCAGGAGGAGGAGCAAGCUGUGCACGGAGAAGGACUUCUUGCAGGCAGUGGAGAAGGUGAUCAAGGCGGGUAGCAAGUUCAGCAGUACGAGCCUGUACGCCCAGUACAACUAG
Molecule: messenger RNA, 1600 nt
Organism: Microstroma glucosiphilum
Lineage: Eukaryota; Fungi; Basidiomycota; Exobasidiomycetes; Microstromatales; Microstromataceae
Product: putative RPT1-26S proteasome regulatory subunit
Exons: 4
Coding region: 149-1600 (483 amino acids)
Biological process (GO): proteasome-mediated ubiquitin-dependent protein catabolic process
Cellular component (GO): proteasome regulatory particle, base subcomplex
Molecular function (GO): ATP binding; ATP hydrolysis activity; proteasome-activating activity
Source: RefSeq, a predicted model, not a curated record